AUGACCGGGACCGCUGCGUCUGCCAGCCACGAGAUCAUACGCGCCAAUAAAACGUACGGUCGCGCCCUGCUCACCCUCCGUGUUCUGGUGCAGAACCGGCGCAAGGAGAAGACUCCGAUCCUGGUGUUCGGCUCGCACGCACAAGUGCUAAGCAAAGUGUCGUCGACGGAUGCAGUGCAGCGGGGCAGGACCCCGUGCAACAACGUCAUCUUGUUCACUCGAGACGGGAUUCCCCGGGCAGCACUCGGUGUCGCCAGAAAUCCAUGGGACAAUCACCCCAGGCUGCUUGUGCCUCACUUUAACACGACAGAGCUCCAGCAAGCCUCGCCGCCUGGAGGCCGUCGCUGGGACUAUAGCGAUGGCAUUGUUCGUCUCAAAAAGGGAGACUUUGUGGUCUACCAGUUCCAGUUCCAUGUCGGCGACGACGACACGAUCUGCAAAGACUGGGAGGCUCUCAACGCCCUCGAGUGCUUUGCUCUCCCCUGGGCGCCAUGGGACAAUGCGACCCCUUCUAGCUUCAUCGCCCUCAGUCUGCCUACCCUCCGAGGCCCCCCUUUGAUCGAAUUUCCCGAUACUCCCGGCCGAUUGCUCUGUGCGCCCUUCGACCACGCUGCUGUCAACCACUACUUUGCAGACUUCCUCGAGAACAGCGAGGACGCCUUCCUGCGCAGUCACAUUGGACCGGACAGUGCGGUCAUGUUGAACACGAUCAAGAAUACGACGUUGAGCAUGGCUGAUAGGCUGUUGGACAGGGUCAUUGAGAAUGGCAACAUGGAUGUGCUGCUGGAGCGCCUACGUGCAUGUGGUAGAGAUGAUCUGGUCGAGAAACUCUUGCAGUGA
Molecule: messenger RNA, 840 nt
Organism: Trametes versicolor FP-101664 SS1
Lineage: Eukaryota; Fungi; Basidiomycota; Agaricomycetes; Polyporales; Polyporaceae
Exons: 3
Coding region: 1-840 (279 amino acids)
Source: RefSeq, a predicted model, not a curated record